CUUAGAUUUCGCAGCGUGGGGUCUUCCUGCUGGAUAGCAUCAGAAGACACGACUCUCCUUGUCCUGCCUACCUUUUCUUCCCUGACCAGCUUCCUCUUUUCACGAUGACAGCCCCAAGAGACAUCGAACGGAGUUCACUGGGAAGUGCCGUUUCGCACUCCCUCAGCGUGUCGCCCACCGCCGCCUUUCACUCUCCUCUCUCUUCAAGCCAAGGCGGCUUCCUGGCGGGGUCUCUUCCGCACCGGGCCGCGGCGGCCAAGCAGCUCAAGCCCUUCAGCACUGAGGACAUCAAGAUUCUGCUACUCGAGAACGUCAAUCAGACGGGGCGGGAUAUCCUGAAGGCCCAGGGCUACCAGGUCGAAUUCCUCAAGACCUCGCUGCCGGAAGACCAACUCAUCGAGAAGAUUAGGGACGUACAUGUCAUUGGCAUCCGGUCAAAGACAAAGCUCACAGCCAAGGUGUUGCAAGAGGCGAAGAACCUGCUCGUCAUCGGCUGCUUCUGCAUUGGCACCAACCAAGUAGACCUGGACUAUGCGGCCAAGCACGGCAUCGCCGUCUUCAACUCGCCCUUCGCCAACUCGCGCAGCGUCGCCGAGCUGGUCAUCGCCGAGAUCAUCUCGCUCGCACGCCAGCUGGGCGACCGGUCGCUCGAGAUGCACCGCGGCACCUGGAACAAGGUGAGCUCCAAGUGCUGGGAGAUCCGCGGCAAGACGCUCGGUAUCGUCGGCUACGGCCACAUCGGUUCGCAGCUAUCGGUGCUGGCCGAGGCCAUGGGCAUGUCGGUCAUCUACUACGACGUCCUGACCCUGAUGGCCAUCGGCACGGCUCGGCAGGUGCCGACGCUCGAGGCGCUGCUGGAGGAGGCCGACUUCGUCACGCUGCACGUGCCCGAGACGCCCGAGACCAAGAACAUGAUCUCGGCCGCGCAGUUCGAGCGCAUGAAGACGGGCUCGUACCUCAUCAACGCCAGCCGCGGCAGCGUGGUCGACAUCCCCGCGCUGAUCAAGGCGAUGCGUUCGGGCAAGCUGGCCGGCGCGGCCCUGGACGUGUACCCGAACGAGCCGGCGGCCAACGGCGACUACUUUGUCAACGAUCUCAACGCGUGGGCCGAGGACCUGCGCGGGCUUAGCAACAUCAUCCUGACGCCGCACAUCGGCGGCAGCACCGAGGAGGCGCAGCGGGCCAUCGGCAUCGAGGUCGCCGAGGCGCUGGUGCGGUACAUCAACCAGGGCAUCACGGUGGCCAGCGUCAACCUGCCCGAGGUGACGAUGCGCCAACUGACGCUCGACGAGCCGAACCACGCCCGCGUCAUCUACAUCCACCGCAACGUGCCCGGCGUGCUGCGCAGGGUCAACGAGAUCCUGGCCGAGCACAACGUCGACAAGCAGAUCUCAGACAGCAAAGGCGAUGUAGCGUACAUGAUGGCCGACAUUAGCGAUGUCAAGGUUGAGGAUAUCAAGGAGAUCCGCGACAGCUUGGAUGCGCUCAACUCGCGCAUUCUGACGCGGGUUCUGUACUAGAGGGUGGGGGGAGUUUUUUUGGGAAGGGACGAUUGAGGUGAUCUGGAAGUUCUGGAGUCCACGGAGAGAUUUCAACAUGGAGUGGGCUCACCAUGUUCCUUCUCCUUUGUUUUAUUUCUCUUCAACACACAUACACCUCGGGCAUUGGUUGGUCUUUUUUGUUGCCAAAGAACAAAACUAUAUGUGUAACGGUUACACAAAAAUGAUGGAUGGUUCUCAGCACUUGCAUAGGCAAAAGGGGGCAUUACAGGACAAAUACAGAGCAACACAUACAGAAGACGAUUGGUUUGGCAAACAGAGCAUGUUC
Thermothielavioides terrestris NRRL 8126 is the source of this 1827-nucleotide messenger RNA. RefSeq lists its product as uncharacterized. Bases 105 to 1520 code for a protein of 471 amino acids. The transcript is spliced from 2 exons. The record is from RefSeq and is a predicted model, not a curated record. Gene Ontology annotation, molecular function: NAD binding; oxidoreductase activity, acting on the CH-OH group of donors, NAD or NADP as acceptor. NCBI's taxonomy places the organism in Eukaryota, Fungi, Ascomycota, Sordariomycetes, Sordariales, Chaetomiaceae.